This is a messenger RNA of Amoebophrya sp. A120, 4452 nucleotides long. The record is from the annotation of a GenBank genome assembly. Lineage: Eukaryota; Dinophyceae; Syndiniales; Amoebophryaceae.
UUUUUACAGUAAACUAGUUCUAUCAUUGUCAUUUUCAAUUUCAGAGUGACUCUAAAAACCCAGAAGGGAAAAUAAUUUCUCAACGUCAUCAAGUAGCAGCGCCUUUACCAACAUGGCGCUAAUCCUGGUUCUGGAGCCGGAGGCCAGUCCGGAGACGGACGUUUGGCUGGGUUUUUUCCUCCGCCUGAGCGAGGCCCGAGGUUUGCGCGUCUUCGACGCCCUGGCCGCCGCGCCGGCUGCUACAACUUCUUCGGGGCCGCAGGGUCCUCCCACGGUGGAGGACAUUCUCACCAAGUUUUCCCGGCUGGACGGGAGCAGCGUACUUGACGAAGUGUACAAAAGUAAAAACGAAAGAACCGGCAAAAAAACGUCUUCCUCUUCCCGAAUUUUCCUUGGCGUCGGCGUGCUGCUCGCGGAUGGGUCGUCCGAAGAAAAUAAUAGUACAACUCCGAUUUAUUCGUCUCGGAAAGGCGUAGACGUGGCGAAGAUCGCGGCCAUGGUCGAGAAAUUUUCCACCCGGGACAGCAUGCCGUUGAUGCCGAUUCUGCGGGAAAAGGGCAUUUUGGUGGACGACAUGGCGCUGCACGACGACGCGGACCUCGCGGGGGACAGCAACCCGGACCCGCGGCCUUCUUUCCCGCACAUGACGCUGAAGGACAUUUGGCACUACCGCAACGUCUAUGGAUUGCAAAAAUGUCUGGGUCUGGAAGAUUUCUAGAUUUGUCAUGCAGAUUUUCCAUGAGCCAUGAUGUCUCUAAUGCAUGCCGUAGCAUCACAGAUUUUUAGAGGGCUUUCUGAUACCUCUACCGCAUGAGAAAUGCCCUCUCAGCGUAGGACAACAAGCCCGACCCCUCUUUCUGGUCAUGCAAUACAAAUUUUUUUAGAAUCCACCGACAGCAUCACAAGUUAUGACCUUCCAAACCCAGACAUUUUUACAGUUGAUAAUGUCUGGCCGGAGGACGACCCGAUCAUAUUGACCGAACCAGGCUACUUGGCGCGGUCCUACUUCAACUGUGACGAGCUGGUGGAUUACUUUGCCUUCAUGCAGUGCUUCGUCACGCACUUGGUGCGCACGGGGCCGGUGUCCGGACCCUGCCGGUUCGGCUUGCUGCUCGUGGUGUGCGAUUUUUUCCUGCAGCAAAAGAAAGACGGAAUUGCGGAACUACAGCAGCCCGUGGCUGCAGGAGAUGUUUCAACAUUUAACACGUUGUUGCAAAACUACUGGCUGCAGUUCUUGCAAACAAUUCUGCACAAUCUGGACGCCAUUGCCACGAUGCUUCUCUCUUUCAUCUUUUUUGUCGUGGAAAAGCUAGACACCUUCGUCUACGACUUCUCUGGGUUCGAGCAGACGAUUUUCACCGUGAGCUACCUCCAGGCGAACUUCUUCACCAUACCGAACUUCCAAUUUCUGCUCCGCGUAGCCACGACCACCUUGAUUUCUAUUUGGGCCACGGCCUUCGUGAACCGGGUGGAGCUCCACCUCGAGAUCGCGCGGGAUCGCGACCGCCGAAGAAAACUCGCGGACGAUGCGGAAUUUCGAUUAGGCGGAAAUACAAAUAAACAUCAAGUACAGGAGAAAAACAAGCCGCUCACCGUCGAAGAGCGGAUCCGGCGGUCUCUAACGCGCACGCAGACCUCCACAGACUUCCGUUCGGAGGGGCACGUAGAGCAGCUGGUGGUCGAGGCCGCGCGAGAUUUGACGGACACAAGCGGCGUAGACGCGUCCGAGCAGCAGGCUCUGUCGGACGGGGCUCGGGAUCUGAUCGACCGCCUGCACCGCGGGGCGAUCGUGGUAGAUAAGAAAUUCAUCCGAAAUGUCAAGUUCAAGCUUAUCGGAGAUGAACAAGGAAAAAGUACUAAUAAAGAGACCCGCACAACAUCAUCAGACAUUAUGGACAAAGCGUUGCGCAAAUUGCUGGACCAGAAGCUCGCGACACUGGAGGACAGCACCGAGGCGCACACACUCUCCUCCGCCGACUAUCGACAGGAAUUACUGAACGUCGCGGAGUCCCUGCAGGUGCCGAAGCUGGGCCCCACCUUCUUGCUCCUGGAGCGGUCCUACGCGGGCGCGUUGGUGCGCGUCGUGCAGGACGCGUUCGAGGAUUUUAUCGACCGGCAGCGGCGGAUGGUGCGGCGGUACGCGACCACGUAUUUGCUCUCGUUCCUCGCGAUGUGUUUUUUGUUCUACUGCCAGACGUAUAUGUUGUACCUCGACCUGGUCGUCGCCGACCUCGUCGCGACCUCGCCGGAAUUCUUGUCCGACGCGUGGCUGAUUAGAUUUGUGCCGAAACUGCAACGAAAUCCCUUUUUCUCUGGCACAGUCUUCCCCCCGCUGCAGGCGUCCUGGGAGAACGUGAACGCGCUGGGCUGCGCGGACCUCGUGCGGACGUUGCUGUUGCAAGUUUUGCUGCUCACCCCCACGAUCGGGAACGUGGUGAUCUGCGGAAGUGUCUUGAACCCGCUGUUUACCGCCUUUUCCUGGCACUUGACCCACUACGAGCACCACAUCAGCCGGGCCGAGUUCCGUCGCUCGGCGUCGCUGAAAAGUGCCGCGUUUGCGGUCAUGAACGCGGUCGUGUACCCCUUGUUCUUGGUCUUCGUCGCGGACGACGCAAACGCGGCGCUGUCCUACAUUCUCACCCUUGUCUUCAUCAAGGCAACCAUCCUCGGAUCCAUCACCGAAAACGUGGUGCCGCGGCUGAAAAUCCUGUUCAAAGUUUUGGAAGUAGUCGAGGGUGCUGGGAAAAAUAAAACGAACAAGGCAAUAAAGUCGCUCAGUAGCCGGUCCGCCUCCGUGCUGCACAACCUGGUGGAAUCCGAGGCCCGAAAGUCCUGCUCUUCGAGCGCGCAAAAGGUAAAGCCGCAGUCGUACGAUUGGAAGUGGCGUAAGGAAAUGAUCAAACAGCAGGCUUCAUUUGGGAAGAUGACAGAGGCAGAUGGCACAACUAAUGCAACAGCAUUAAUAUCAUCUUCCAGUACAACAGCCAGCAGCACCACGAACAACAAGAGCUUGAACACGCGGCGGGCGGUCGUGUUAGAGAAUUACUUCUUGCACCGGAAUUUCGCGCUGCAGCGCGCCGUGGCGGGAAGAAGCAGUGUGAAGGAGGAGGAGUUGGUGGAGCCCUACAGCUUGUUGGACGAGUACAAGGAGGUGUGCGAGGCCUACGCAUUACUUGUCUUUUUCUUUCCCUUGUCUCCCUUCUACCUGCCGCUGGGGAUUUUCAUCUGGCUCUUCACGGAAUUGAAAGCGGAUAGCUGGAAGCUGCGGAACGUGCGGCGCCGCGUCUACAAGGCGCUGGACUUGACCUCCGGCGGUCUGUGCGACGCGUUUGUGUUGCUCCUGCAGACGAUCACCAUCAUCUCGCUGUUGGCAAACAUGCUGCUGCUGGCCCGCAGGCUGGAGAAGGAACACCAGUCGCAGUCGGUCUUCAUGUCGCUGUAUCAAAUGUAAAAAUGUCUUGGUCUGGUUCUGGAAGAUUGCCAGGUUUGUGAUGCACAUUUUGCAUGACCACUCCUGAUGUCUGUGAUGCAUGCCCUAGCGUCACAGAUCUUGUGAAGGCUUCCUGAUGCCUAUACCGCACGACAAAUGCUUUUUCCGUGUAGCAAAACUUAGACUCUCUUUGCUGCUCAUGCAAUACAGAUUUUUUUGGAAUCCAAAUUCAGCAUCACAAGUUGCAUUCUUCCAGACCCAGACACUUUUACAUUUGAUACGCUGCUCAUGCUGGAACACGUGCUCCUCUUUCUGCAGCUCUACCUGGCCGGCUACAUGCCAAAAGCCAUCCCAAAAGAUCUCGCGCUCUUAAGAGAACUCUAGGCACGAUGUACUAGUACGCGUCAAGAACAAGCAGCUGAGAUCCAUCUCGAUCUGUCGUGGUUGCAAUUAUACAUAGAUGUGUUGACAAGUUCUUUACAAUUAGAAUUGCAUUUAUGCCUCAACUAGGAAUAGGUCAGAUACAGAUUCAGGUAGGCGAUCUCUCUUUCGUUCGUAAAGUAGUAUACCAUAGCGCAGCGCUUCGGCGAUUUUUCUUCCAUCCAUAGAGUUUUUUGUCAUCCGCAUGAAUACAAAAAAAAGUGAAAGUGGAAGUGUCUUUUUUCAGUGUCCACCUCCUUUCAAGUUCAAUAUGAGAUGUGCGCUCCUGUAGCCUGGAAGCGUAUGAAAAUAAAUACAAGACGCAAGGAAGACAAACGCUAAGGAUCAAUGUAAAUCGCAGCCCAGCAGCAUUUUCCAUUUUGCGAAUAAAGUUUUGCGCGCAAUUCUGUUUUACAAAUAUAAAAUUUUCAUUUUACAACGCGCGUCGUGGUGCACGUGCAAGUCCAUUUCUUGCUAGUGUGCAGCAGGAGCUGUUUAUCGGGACAGAAAUUAUCGCACGGAAACAUCGGUUAUGAGGGUCGAUUGACCAUAACCAUUCAGCCCAUUUAAGCCAUUCGUAAAAAAUGAAAAGCAAAAUCGUA